AUGCUGGCAUGGCAGGACGGCGGGGCCAAGGCGGCCCCUUCUCACCACAAGAUCUCCUUUUCGGUCCUGGACAUCUUGGAUCCGCAGAAAUUCACGCGAGCUGCGCUCCCGCCGGUGCGUCUCGCUGCCCUGGAAGCCAAGAAAAGUUUAGAGGAGGUAGAAGCAGGGGAGGACGCCAGCCCGGGGGAUCCUAUCGGCUCGCAGGAGACACCUGACGCCCCGGGCCGAGGGACUGCACCCCCGUCCCCCCUGGAAGGUUCCGAGGCGGAAGAGGAGGAGGAAGCAGAGGAGGCCGGGCAGGCGCAGCGGCGGGAGCGGCCGGAGCACUGGCAGGGGGUCCAUGCGGGCUUUCCGGAGGCCCGGGCUGGGGCGGCGGGAGCAGAGGAGAGCGGCGCUGACGGCCUCCCGGCGUCCCCGGACUCUCCCGGCUCCCCGCGGCCCCGGCGCCGGCGAGCGGAGCCCAGCUGCGCCAAACCUCGGCGCGCGCGCACCGCCUUCACCUACGAGCAGCUGGUGGCCCUGGAGAACAAGUUCCGAGCCACGCGCUACCUGUCGGUGUGCGAACGUCUGAACCUGGCCUUGUCGCUCAGCCUCACGGAGACGCAGGUUAAAAUCUGGUUCCAGAACCGCAGGACCAAGUGGAAGAAGCAGAACCCCGGGGCCGACGGCGCGGUGCAGGCGGGAGGCGGUGCGCCGCAGCCUGGGACACCCGGCGCGGUGGCGGGGCCCUGCGGCAGUGGCACCGGGAGCAGUCCUGGCCCACCGGUUCCUGGCGCUCUGCCCUUCCAGACUUUCCCCACCUAUCCUUCGACCAACGUCCUCUUCCCCGCCACCUCCUUCCCGCUGACGACCGCCACCAGCGGGAGUCCCUUCCCUCCUUUCCUUGGGCCCUCCUACUUGACCCCUUUCUAUGCCCCACACCUAUGAAUCCGGGACUGCGGCUCAGUCGGGAUUCACGAGUGACCAGUAUGGUGGUUUGGGCCAUCGCUUCACCGAGGGGUACCGACCGCCCCCUCCUGGUGUGCUGGUGUCUGUGUGCCCCUUCCCUCCAGCUGCUGCUGACACCACCAGAGGGCGAGAAGAAGCCAUCUGCUGGACUGCGACCACACAGGGAUGAGAAAGUGUUCAGACCAGGACUUAAAAUCUUCCAGCUUCUGGACGUCGCUCUUCAUUUUCAUUCACUUCGAAAGCUCUAUUUUUUAACGUGUCUGGGUAUUCAGUUUCCAGGCUAAUAAGGGUUCCCGGGAUGGAGAUCAGAGGGAGCCAAGAUGCCCUGGGCACCAGUUGCUGUCACCAAGGACCGAAUCUUUAAAAGUUGCAGUACAUACAGAGAGGAAGACCUUUCUUCCUCGCGGUGAAAUUGGCUCAACACAGUACUUCUCCCAAAUCCCGAACAGAGCUGGAGCACGCUGGACCCAAAGCAGAUGCGGCUAUCUAUCGAGCGGACUGUUUCCAAGAUGCGUAACUCAGCAUUUCUAGCUCUUGAGAUUCAGACCUGAGACAGUUACUGACACUAACAGACUUGUUCUUCAGAAAGUGACUACCUUACUUUCUGUGAGCAGACUCCACGUGUGCCCGGAAGCUGUUCAGCGUUGUGCCUAGACUGCCCGGGAUGAGACAUUAACUGUUGCCUCGCAGGUUUGGAGAGCAGCUUGGACAGACCACAGCAGCGCCCUAACAGUUAAAGAGAGCGAUGACCCAAAGGAUGUCCUGAAGUCUGUGUUGAGCUGUUGCGAUGUGCGGUGCUUGGCGUUCAUCUCUCCGUCUUACUGCACCUUCAUGGACUCCCAAUCUGACCCGCUGGGGCAAAGCAAGCUCCAGCAGCAGGCACUGCAGUCAGACAUGUGACUAUAUUUUUUGAAAGCACAAACAUAACGUAUUUAGAUUACCUGAAAUUCUGACUUGAAAACAGUUCUUAUUCUAAGUAGACUCCCCCCCCCCCCCCACACACACAUGAUGGUGAACAAGCAAAAGUCGUAAGGGACUGGGAAAGAAAUACUAACCAAGUGUAAAGAGCUGUUGUGGAGCCAAAACCUAGUUGGGAAUGGUCUCAAGGACACGUACGUUCUAACUGAUGCUUUCUGUCUGUUAAAACAAAGCCAAGGUACUCUGUAAAGUCCCCUUACCAUUUUUGUUUGAAAUGCUCACUAGUUUUCUGUGUUACUUGGUCUUGCAGUCACACCUUAGAGGGCCAGAUGACCCCAUGUAUUCUAUUUCGUGUUUCAUCCUUCCUUUCUUAAUGGCUUGAGGGCAGCCAGCGCUACAUGAAUACUGUAUUCCUUACCGUUAUCCCAUGGCAGCCUGUUCCAUUAAAAUUUAAACUUAAUGAUCAACAGCUUUAAGUUAAACAUACACACUGGAAUUAUGAACAUUAUAAUUUUGAAAUAAUCAGCUUUAUUAUGAUGAUGAACGAUAGGAAAUGCCCUUCCUUUCUCCCAACUUAAAGGGAGAUUUCAUGUACUGGGUCUCUAAGAUUUGGGAGUAUGAACUACUUCAUUGUGUAGCUGAUAAUUAAGACUCUCUUCUUUCUGUUCUGAAAGAUAACGUCUCCAAACACUGCACUGUAACUUCUCAAAGGACGGUUGGUGCCAAACGAGAUUAGAAAUGAAGCUGCUACCGCAGGGAGCACAGUUUUAUUCACUGUACAUGCUGACAAACACUCCUUCAGUGACUGUUCUCAGCAGCAGCGUUCCAUGUCUGCGAGCAGAUAACAAAGGAGUCAGGUUUCUGUACUAAGUGGGAACCUUGUCACUCCAGCCCCAGGCGCCAGAGUCACAGGCUUCAGUGGCAGAGGAGACCCUCCCUCAUUCCACACGUUGUCAGAGAGGGGUACCAGAAGUGUGUGACUUUGGACUCCUGCUUUAAAGGACCCGGUGACAUUCCCAUGAACUCCUUAGACUCAUUUCUAGACUCAUGUGUUGGCCAAAUAAAUUCCUUUGUAAUCAU
This is a messenger RNA of Psammomys obesus (fat sand rat), 2946 nucleotides long. RefSeq names its product NK1 homeobox 2 (gene Nkx1-2). Gene Ontology annotation, biological process: regulation of transcription by RNA polymerase II; cell differentiation. Gene Ontology annotation, molecular function: RNA polymerase II cis-regulatory region sequence-specific DNA binding; DNA-binding transcription factor activity, RNA polymerase II-specific. The transcript is spliced from 2 exons. The coding region runs from base 1 to 927 and encodes 308 amino acids. The record is from RefSeq and is a predicted model, not a curated record. NCBI's taxonomy places the organism in Eukaryota, Metazoa, Chordata, Mammalia, Rodentia, Muridae. Gene Ontology annotation, cellular component: nucleus.